Messenger RNA from Notothenia coriiceps (black rockcod), 2127 nucleotides. It is a transcript of the gene gmpr2, whose product is annotated as guanosine monophosphate reductase 2. The record is from RefSeq and is a predicted model, not a curated record. Gene Ontology annotation, biological process: nucleotide metabolic process. The transcript is spliced from 9 exons. Gene Ontology annotation, molecular function: GMP reductase activity. Gene Ontology annotation, cellular component: GMP reductase complex. The coding region runs from base 160 to 1206 and encodes 348 amino acids. Lineage: Eukaryota; Metazoa; Chordata; Actinopteri; Perciformes; Nototheniidae.
GUCAGUUGGUGUGCGCCUUCGAAAGGCUUCCUGUGCACACAGUGGAAAAACAACCAGCGGCACAGACAAACCAACCACACUUUCCUAAAGAUUCACAUUUUUGCUAAGUUUCACAUUUUUUGGUUACACAAUACAAAUCUUGCAAAGCCUGUUUCCAAAAUGCCUCGCAUUGAGGAUGACAUCAAGCUGGACUUCAAGGAUGUGCUCCUCCGUCCAAAGCGGAGCACACUAAAGUCUAGGAGCGAGGUAGACCUCUUGCGGAGCUACACUUUCAGGAACUCCAAGGGCAGCUACAAAGGGAUCCCCAUCAUCGCUGCAAACAUGGACACCGUGGGGACCUUUGAGAUGGCCCUGGCUUUGCACAAGUUCACUCUCUUCACCACGGUUCACAAACAUUACUCCGUGGAUGAGUGGUCGGCAUUUGCAAAAAAGAAUCCUGAAUGCCUGCAGAAUGUAGCAGUGAGCACCGGGACCGGAGAAGGUGACUUUGACAAGGUUUCAGCCAUUAUAGCGGCGGUGCCUCAGCUGCAUUAUAUCUGUGUAGACGUCGCUAACGGCUACUCUGAACACUUUGUUCACUUUGUCAAGGACGUCAGGGACAAGUUCCCCACUCACACAAUAAUGGCAGGAAAUGUGGUGACAGGAGAGAUGGUGGAGGAGCUGAUCCUGGCUGGCGCUGACAUCAUCAAAGUAGGCAUCGGACCAGGCUCUGUGUGUACCACCCGCAAGAAGACAGGGGUGGGCUACCCUCAGCUCAGCGCUGUGAUCGAGUGUGCAGAUGCAGCCCACGGCCUGGGCGGCCACAUCAUCUCUGAUGGGGGAUGUACUUGCCCAGGAGAUGUCUCAAAGGCCUUCGGAGCCGGAGCGGACUUUGUGAUGCUGGGCGGUAUGCUGGCCGGCCACUCAGAAAGCGGGGGAGAGGUUAUCGAGAAAAACGGCAAGAAAUACAAGCUGUUCUAUGGAAUGAGCUCCGACACAGCAAUGAAGAGACAUGCAGGAGGCGUGGCUGAAUACAGAGCGUCGGAGGGGAAGACAGUGGAAGUUCUUUACAAGGGUCCGGUGGAUGUGACAAUACGGGACGUCCUGGGGGGGGUCCGCUCCACCUGCACCUACGUCGGGGCAGGCAAACUGAAGGAGCUGAGCCGCAGGACCACCUUCAUCAGGGUCACCCAGCAGCUCAACACUGUCUUCGGCAACGACAGCUGAAUAUCCAGCUGGGUCCGGCUUCAGAUCGAAGUAUAACUCUGCAACACUGCCUGUCUGAUGUACAGCGACAUGAAUAUUAAUACUGUUCUUUUACCAUCCUUGUUUUUAUUACAUAAGCUAAGGUUCAAUGCAAAUCACUAUAUUGGUUUUUACUUUGACAAGAACAAAAAUAUUUUCCGUUACACUCUGAGUCGCGUUAGACUGAAUGUUACUUUUUUCAUAUGAGCUUCAAAGCUAAAGCAGUUAGCUUCUUAGCAUGUCCGGUAUCUCAUCAUUCCAAUGCAAAGGCCCUAAAUUGUUAUUUGUAUGCAAAUCUGAAGCUGUCCAUGGACAGAUCUAUAGCAAGUCUUCAUUCCCUGAUCCAGACUUCGUCACACACGCAUAAUAAAAUUAUAGCAAACGAGUCUUAAAUUAUUUUGAAAGUACAAAAUAUUUAUGCAGCUGCUAGUUCUUAACAUACUUUUAGAAAUUAAACAUUCCCUUUUUUUGCACUUUAUUUGUCAUUUUAAAGUCAAAUAUUUAACUUCAGAUAUAAUCACAAACUAAUAAGCACAUUUGAAAGAAAUACUAGGUAAAUUACAUGUUUGGAGCAUUUAUACUUGGACCAGUAUAUGCUGAACGCUAGACCACAGCACUAUAGUGCGUACAGUACAUAGUAAUGAAGUGCUGAAUUCACAGCAGAGGUGUUAUCCAGUACCAAAGUGUGUUGGCUGACAUUAACAAUUCAUUUAUGAAUCAUUACAGCCUCUACAUCAACGGGUCAUUCCUUUUCAGUUUUACACCAUGAGCGUGUAGUUACUCCUACAUUAACCGUGUUGUUUCCUUUGCUUAUUGUCACACUGGUGUUAAAAUGUCCAAUUGAAAUGCAGUUUUUUCAAAUACACUUGUCUUAAUCAGUCAAUAAAAGCAUUCCACAUCUUA